AUGAACAAAAACAGUUUACUACACUAUGGGGAUUCUCGUGCAAACAUGGAAGCUUACAAUCCAUCUUACGUCAUUGUCCUCGACCAAGGCUCAUGGAAAUCAGAGCCCGUUGUCGACUCACCCCAUCGUGCGUUAGUCAUUGACCACCAUCUGGCAGAAGACGAUGACCACCCUGAGGGCGCGAUAUUAGUUACGGCGAACAAAUGCCCACCGAUAGCUACAAGUUCGCUGCUGACGUAUCUCAUCUGCCGCGACUUACACGAAGGAGUCGAGGAAUCAUGUGGGUGGUUAUGUGUUAUGGGAACGCAUGGGGAUCUGGGUAAUGCGACCAAAUGGCGCUCGCCAUUCCCGAACAUGCAAGCGACGUUUGGGAAGCAUACCAGAACGACGAUAAACAAUAGUGCAAAGCUCAUCAAUGCUCCUCGCCGAACUACAGCCUACGACGUCCCCAGAGCCUGGAAAACAUUGAUCAAGGCCUCAUCGCCCAUAGAGCUUGUCAAGAAUAAGUUCUUAAGGGAAGCAAGGGCCGAAGUGAUACAUGAAUUGAAGAGGGCCGAUCGCGUUGUUCCCUUGUUUUCUGCUGAUAAAAAAAUCGUAGUGAUCCGCAUCAAAUCGAAAGCACAGAUUCAUGCUCUCAUUGCAGAACGACAGGCUCGUCAAUUGUUUUCAAGAGAACUCCAAGUCGUGAUGGUAGCGAAUGAAGGCUACGCACGAGGCGUUGUCAACUAUUCGUGUCGCGUUCCAACGUGCGCCAGGGGCAGCAAUCCUCCUGUCAACAUCCCGGAAAUUCUUAGUCAAGCAGCAGAUGGGGCAGACGACGAUACGCUGAGAGAGCGAUUGGGACCUAGGUUUGCUGUUGGUCACAGGAACGCAAGCGGCGGAAUGAUUCCCCAAGCUGCAUUCGAGGAUUUCUUGGAGGCCAUCGGAGUUUCAAGCGAUGAAAAGCCAUCGCCUUCGCCGAAGAAGUCAGGAUAA
This is a messenger RNA of Fusarium mangiferae, 975 nucleotides long. RefSeq lists its product as uncharacterized. The coding region runs from base 1 to 975 and encodes 324 amino acids. The record is from RefSeq and is a predicted model, not a curated record. The transcript has a single exon. NCBI's taxonomy places the organism in Eukaryota, Fungi, Ascomycota, Sordariomycetes, Hypocreales, Nectriaceae.